Molecule: messenger RNA, 2391 nt
Organism: Plasmodium malariae
Lineage: Eukaryota; Apicomplexa; Aconoidasida; Haemosporida; Plasmodiidae
Product: conserved Plasmodium protein, unknown function
Exons: 1
Coding region: 1-2391 (796 amino acids)
Source: RefSeq, a predicted model, not a curated record
AUGAAAGCUCCUUCAUUUAAACCAAUAUACGAUGUUAUAAGAAUUAAGAAGAAGGAAAGAAGUCCAGAUUUAGACACAGAAUUAUAUAAAGAAUUUAUAAAUGUAAGAAAAAAAGUACACACAGAAUUGGAGAACAAAAAUGUGAAGAUUAUUAUUUAUGAACAUAUAGAUUAUGAAGGAAAAGAAAACUUGAACAGUUCAGGUAACAGUAACAAUAGCAGUUACUCGGGCGAUGAGAGUAAAGCAAGUAAAAAAAAUGAAUCAAAAGGUGAAAAUAAAACAGAUAAAAGAGAGAUGAGGAAAAAUGAAGAUGAUAAAGGAAGAAAGGAGAAAAUUGAAGAGAAACAGAAGGAUAAAAAAGCAAAAGAUAUAAAUAAAGAGAAAGACAAGGAAAAGAUAAAUGAAGGGGACAAUGGACGAGGGAUGGGACAGUAUAAAUCAAAGGGUGGCAUAACAAAUAAGUUACAUUUAAAGGAAGACACAACAGAAUAUAACAGAAAUGAUGAUAUCCAUAAAAUUAUAGAAAAGAAAGAAGUGAAUAUUAUAAAUUACUCAGACGUAAAUAUAAAUGAGAACUUGGAAAAAAAAAAAAAUAAAUUAAAUUAUCAUAAUGACAUGAUUUCAGAAAAAAAAUCGAAAAAGAUAAUAGGAACGGUUAAAAUAUUGUAUAAUUUUUAUGUAAAUUUAUUUAAUAAAAUAAAAGAAGAUGUCGAAAAUAUUAAAAACAACACAACAAAUAAUAACGUUGAUUUAUUUAAAGAUAUGAACUUAUAUACGAAUUAUAUAUCUAUGUUUGAUAUCAUAAAUAUUUGUGAAGAUUUAAAAAUUAUAAAAACUUUUCUUAAUUCAAAAAAGGAGUGUGAACUGAUAUGGAUCCUUACAGUUAAUUAUUUCGACAAAAUUAAUGAAAACAUUUUUGAAAGGUAUAAAUAUAAAAUUGAUGUAACAUACAAAGACAAUAAAACGGAGCAGGGGGAUGUCGGCAAUUUAGACGAAGGGAAAAAUAAAAGAAUGGAGUUUCAAGAUGAAAAAGAGCAUGAACAAGGGGAGGAAAAAAGGCAAGGUGAUCAAAAUUUGGUGAAAAAGGAAAGUCAUUCAUACACACAACAAGCGGCAAGAAAACAGGAUGAAGAGGCAAAAAAGAAAAAAACAAAAAAAAAUGGCAAUGUAAAUGGAAACGAAAAGGAAAAGGGAGAAAAUAUUGAUGGGGAAAAUACACUGAAAAAGGAAUUUAAUCUUAAUGAAAAAUUAAGCAAGAAAAAGGCUACAAGAAACAGGAAAAGCAGCAAUAGCAGCAAUAGCAGCGACAACAAUUUGGACAAACCCACUAGGAAGAAACAUUACAUUUACACAUUAGAAGAAAACCAGAACAUAAAGGAGUACAUUUAUGAAAAAUGUUAUGAAAAGAAAAAUGCAAUUAUGUUUAGAAAAGUGAAUUUUUUUAUCUUUGUUUAUAUACUAAUUUAUAUAAUAAAAACGAGUACAAGAAAAAUAAAAGCUAUUAGUGACGACAUCAAAAAAGUCAGAAGUUUUUUUUUUUUCUUAAAUUUAUAUGAAAAAAAAAAAACGAUAGAAACUUUGAAAAAUAUAUACAAAGAUAAGUACUUAAACUUUUAUCAAAAUUUUAAAGGAAGUAGUGAUAUAGAAGAGCAUCGAAAAAGGAAAAUAUUUCGCCACAAAUUCUCUUUUUAUAAUAUUAAUAAAAUUUUAAAUAAUAAAGAUGACUUGGUCAGGCUAAAAAAUACAGGAAAUAAGAAAAAUGAUAAUUCAUGCUUUUCAUAUAAUAGUGAAGUAAAAAAUAUAUAUGAUGAGAAAAAUAUAAAUCAAAAUGAAACAUUAACGUUUGAAGAUACAUCAAUUGAACAAGUUCCUACGAAAGAGCAUAGUGAAGAAGUGCACAACAAAAGAGACGACUUGUGUAACUAUCAAGUUACUAAUUUUAUCGAAAUGUCGGAUCUAGCUAACGAAUUUAAUAUUGUGAACAAAUCAGGGGAUGAAAAUAAAAAGGAAAAAGUUCUUUUAAAUCAAUAUAUAUUUGAUUAUAUUUUUAAAAAUUAUUGUUAUAAAAAGAAAUAUUGGGGAUUAAGAGAAGGUACUUACAUAGAUUUUAUUAUAAUAAAAAAUGAAAAUAAAAAAUAUAAAAUAGACAUAUAUAAUCAUAGUAAAUACAACAUACAUGUUGAUGUUAAUAUUGACAAUGAUUUACCUGUACAAGCAAUAUUUAAGGAUAAAUUAUUUUGCAUUAGCUCAAAGUAUACCAUUUAUUUACAAAUAGAUAAAACAGAAAUUGGAGAAAAAUUAGGAUUUAUAAAUGUCACGAUGAAGUAUAAAAAUAUAAGUAAAGAAGAUGAUGUUAUAAGGAUUCCUAUAUAUAUUUUUAUUAAUCAGUGA